CACCAUGGCAGAUCCAUGGCUGAUUCAGCCACAUGAGCAUGCCAAAUUUGCUGAACACUUCCGGAACCUUGGACCAGUCAAUGGCACUUUGAAUGGAGAGCAGGCCAAGAGAUUUAUGCUUCAGUCUCAAUUACCUCCACCGAUUCUGGGACAAAUAUGGACACUUGCCGACACAAAUGCAGAUGGAAAGCUCGACCUAAAGGAAUUCUCUAUUGCCUGCAAAAUAAUAAAUUUGAAAUUACACGGCAUCGAAAUACCCAAAGCGCUUCCACCAUCUUUGUUGGCUUCGUUAAAUCCUACUGGUGUAAAGCAGAACUUUCCACCACCGAAACCACCAAUGCCUCCUCUACCAGCGGCGCUCUCCCAGCCUCUCAUCUCGGGAAUAUCCAGUCCAUCGAACCAAUCAUUGCUUGAUCUAUCUCAACCUAUGCCAGCUAAGCCAGCUGUCCCUGAUUUGAUUUCCGGCGUCAAACCAAUACAAGCGACGAUGAUGUCACAAUCCGGACAGAUGCCGCCCGUAAACCAAUCUUUGAUUGGUUCACAGCCUAUGAUGGGUUCUAACCAACCGAUGAUACCGACUCAGUCCCUCAUGAACACUUCACAACCAACCAUGACUUCUCAACCUCUUAUUGGUUCUACCCAAUCUUUGAUUGGUUCCCAGUCACUCAUGUCGUCACAGCCUUUGAUUGCUACUUCGCAGCCAUUAAUGAGCGCAGGCCAACCUAUGAACGGUGUAAGCCAAGUUAUGACAAGUCAACCUCUGAUUGGUUCGACCCAACCUCUCGUUAGUACAGGCCAACCUGUGAUUGGUUCAACUCAACCUUUGAUUGGUACAACUCAACCUUUGAUUGGUACAGCUCAACCGUUGAUUGGUUCAGCGUCAAUGGUCCAAUCACCACCAUUGGGCAUGCCACCUUCAGCAUCAUCCCAAUCGAUUCCUACUGGCACUACUGUAGCAUCUGUGAUUAGUCCACCUCAGAAUGGCAUGUCGAUGGUAGCAGGUUCGACUCCCAUCCAACCAGUGACAUCAACGCCUAUUGCACCAGUGAAAAGCGAUUCGUUCUCAAAACCAGGAUCUUUGGUCACGAGUCCCACAGAAAUGCCGAUGGGAGUUGUGAGUCCCCCUCCAGUAGAAUGGGGGGUGCCGCAGCCGCAGAAGUUAAAAUACACGCAACUGUUCAACACAACAGACAAGGCCAAAAUAGGCGCUGUAUCGGGAACACAGGCGCGAUCGAUAAUGCUGCAGUCGCGACUACCGCAACAGAUCCUGGCGCAGAUUUGGGCGCUCGCUGAUCUAGAUUCAGAUGGAAAAUUAGGUUGCGAAGAGUUCGUGUUAGCUAUGUACCUAUGUGAGCGAGCAACACAAGGGGAAGCUGUCCCAGCAAAACUACCGCCAGAGCUGAUACCUCCAACAUUCAGGCGUGAUUCUGUGACGAGUAACACGAGUGCCAAGUCGUAUGAAGAGCGACGUAGGGAGAACAUGGCGCGAGGUCAGGCAGAGCUUGAACGUAGAAGAUCACAACUGGCUGAUGCUCAGAUGAAAGAGAAGGAAGAAGAGGCCGAGAGGGAGAGAAAAGAGAGAGAGGAAGCGGAGAAGAAAGAGAAACUGCGUCAGGAGGCGCAGAAGAGGGAGCAGGAGGAGUUGAUGAGGAAGCAGAAGGAAGAACAGGAGAAGCGAGAAGCUGCCCGGAAGGAAAUGGAGAGACAGUGUCAGUUGGAGUGGGAGAAGAAAAGGACUCGUGAAUUGGAAACUUUGCGCUCUGAAGAGCAGUCCAAGGUGUUGUCUCUCAAAUCACGCAGCCAGGCACUCAGCGCCGAGUUGGGCACAACCGGUACUCGAAGUGCCAACCUCGCCAAGGAUAUACGAGACACUCGGACGGCCCUCGCAGGUGCUAAGUGCACUAUCGACUCUAUGAGAUCGGAACGAGACUUAAACAUGUCCGAACUGCAACAGUUGAAGGCCCGUGUAAAGGAACUUAACGCAAAGCAAAUCGCUCUCAAUAAGGAGAAAGCCGAAUUAGACUCUAAGGCUAAAAGCGCGGAAAAUGGAGACGACGGCGCUCUUAACAUGAUGGAGGUGACGCUCAAACAGCUCAGGGAAAAGGUGGAGACCGCGAAGUCCAUCGUCGAGUCGAAGAAGACUGACUUGGAGAACAACCAGUCCGAGCUUGGGCAGCUGAACGAGAGGGUGAGCCAGCUGAUGGAGAAGUGCGAAGUGGUGUGGAAGCUAUACGAGGAGAAGAGGAAGGAGUACUUGGAGAAGAGUACAGCACCCGCUGAGAACGCUUGGGGAAGUGAGAGUGAUUGGGCCGCCACAGAGCCGGCUUGGGGCGCUGAAACCGCGGCGCCCGAUUGGGGCGACGCCCCGACCACAGAUGCCGCAGAACCGGUCUCCACGUCUGCUGUUUCCACAUCGGCCGCUCGUUGGCGAUGUGUUUACGAGUUCACAGCACGUACCGCUGACGAACUGAGCCUUCAACCUGGAGACCUGGUGUUUGAGGCCUCAGCGCCGAGAGGGGACGCAGAACCAGGCUGGAAAUGGGGUUCCGCAAGAGGUGAGUCCGGCUGGUUCCCGGAGUCGUACGUCGAGGAUCUGACCGCGGCCGUUGCCUUCCCUGACCAUGUCGAGAUGGAGAUGAAGACGCAGUUAGAAGGUAUUGCAGAGGUCCCCGAGCCGGAAGUGACGAAUGAUCUGGGCGGGGGCAUGCCCAAUGUUGAAGGCGGUGAUUUCUACAUCGCUGCAUACCCUUACGUGUCUACGGAGCCUGGGGACCUGACCUUCGAAGCUGGCGAGAGGAUUGAAAUAAUCCGGCGCGAUGGUGACUGGUGGACCGGCAGGAUUGGAGUCAGAACGGGUAUCUUCCCGUCGAAUUACGUGACGAAAGAUACGACGACCGGCGAAGCUAUGUCAGCGAUACCGGAGGCCCGGGAGCCCGAAGUAGCGCCCGCGGAGCCCCAACCACAACUUGAGCCCCAACCGGGCCCCGAGCAGAUCAUUCAAGACAAUCAACAGAAGUCCUCCACUCCAAUAUCGUCCGAGGUCGCGUCCAUCACAGAAGCUGGUGUGAGCGGUGGUAAUACAACUCGGCCGACGUCAGUCGCCCGUCGCGACUCCGGUCGGGAUUCCGUCACUGGCCGGAAGAAACACGAGGUGGCCCAAGCACUUGCCAACUACACCGCGACCAGUUCCGAACAGCUGUCGCUGAUGAAGGGCCAGUUGCUGAUCGUCCGCAAGAAGGCUGAUAGCGGCUGGUGGGAGGGAGAGCUGCAAGCUAAGGGUCGCAACAGACAGAGCGGCUGGUUUCCCGCUAGCUACGUAAAGAUUCUUCAGUCUUCGGGGCGUACCUCAGGGCGCACCACGCCCGUGUCAUCCAAGAUGGACGCAGUUCCCGUAGAUACUGUAAUUGAUAAGGUGAUAGCGCUGUAUCCGUACGCGGCGCAAAAUGCGGACGAGCUGAGCUUCGAAAAGGACGACAUCAUAUCUGUGACGGACCGGAGUCAGGAUCCAGCCUGGUGGCAAGGCGAACUUCGCGGGAUGACCGGUUUGUUUCCCAGCAACUACGUUACGAAGCUGGUGAACUGAAUUAAUAUAUUUUUAUGUUACGUAUAUAUGUUAUAGUGUAGUUGUUUCUGUGUUUAUAAAUGCGUCUUAGUAUGUUAUACUUAUUACCUUAUCUAGUUAGUAUUAACCACAGCGCCUCUAGCGGUUGAUAAUGGAACUAUUUAACUUCGGUUAAUCGCACAGAUAAAGAAUGUAAUAGUAAGUUAAAUCAUUAAUUAACUUAUUUCCAAUAAUAUAUUAAUCAAACAAAAGCACUAUUUCAGCGAUGCACAUUAUAUACAACUUUUCACUAAAUCCAUUCAAUUUCACUUAUAAGAUAUACACAGCACUAAUGUUACACAAUAUGUCUGCUGUAUAGCUACAGAUACACUGCUGUAAGGAUUUCGGUGACGCGAACUCAAGAGAUUUCACCCAUCUAGAUAGUGUCUAACUAUAAAUAUGUAUAUUUAUUUUAUUAAUUGUUUAUUUAUCGUGCGUCAGUCAUGUGCAUGUCGGUGACGCGAACUCACGAUAUUUCAUCCAUCUAAAAAGUGACUAACUAUGUAUAUUUAUUUUUAUAAUUAUUUAUUUAUCGCGUGCGCCAGUGAUGAGCAUGUCGGUGACGCGAACCCAUAAGAUUUUCCCCUACCAAAACUGCCCAACGCGGCUGAUGAAUUUUUCUCCCCUUGAAACACCACCGUUACUCUAAAUGUAAGCCCAAUUUAAGUUAAAAUAACAAUAGACAGUAAAAUUUUCUCCCUUUCUUCGUAAAAAAAUCUUGUAAAAUUGUUACAUCUAUAUAACGACAACUAUGUUAUUGAGAGAUAUCGUUAGAUGGAAAGAGAAAUCGAAAACCUAUAUUUACUAUAAAAUAAAUAUUUGAAUGUUAACGAGCAAUAAAAAGAAGUCAUUAUGCAUAACUAUCUAACUAGAGUCUAGCCGAGAUAAAUCCGUGGUAUUUUCUUUUUGGCAUAUGUAGUAAUUUGAAGGAAACACAAUAAUUUUGUCUUUUAAAAUACUGUUCAUUGUGAGUUAUUCAUGUUACAUAGAAGUAAUAUACUUCAUACUUAGAACCAGUAACUCGUUACUGACUGACAACCCAAAAAAAAAUACAGUCAAAUUCAAAUAUUUCUAUUCAAAAUAGGAUGUGACAUCACUUAUUGAAAGUAAAAAAACUACCACCCAUUCCAAAAUGAAUGCCUCAGCGGGCUUUUUUUUUCAUCGAAAAAUAUGUUUACAAAGUAAGAUUGUACAAUUAAACUUAUUAUUUAAUAGCCUGAGGGCGGUCGCUCCAUUCCCAAUUUGUGGUAUCAUUAAGAAAGUCAUUUGUGUUAUAGUAACCUUUGCCACACAAACGUUUUUAACAAUUCUUUUAAAUAACGUAAUACUUUUGUUUUGAACAUUUUCUGGGAUCUUGUUGUAAAGGCAUAGUCGAAUUGAGAACCUCCUCCUUUUUUUUAUAUCGGUUAAUAACACACUAGCUGUUCUAUCGCUUGUUAUCUCAAUUGUUAUCUCAAUGUUCAGUUUAUCGGUCAGAUCCUGAAAGACCUAAUCAAUCAAAUACGCCUCUAUUUAUACAAGUAAGGAUUAUUCUCAAAUGUUUUCGAACAUACUAGGUACUUAGAGUAACUGUACCUUACGCUGGUAGAUAUCAAGUUAUAUAACUCUCGCUAACAUUAAACAGAAUAAUAAUGUGAGCCAACAAGCAACCAACCAAAUCUUAGUAAUUUCGGUUAUUUAGAAAAAUUUUCAACUGUAAAGUAGAUCCUGUAGAUGAAGCCACAAGAUGAGAGUUGAACAAAGACAUAUCAAGAUUUAUCAACGAUGCGUCACCCGAACGGUUGGUGGAAGAUUUGUGAUGAAGUAGAGCGCUCGCACGGAACGCGAGAGGUCGCGGUUUGAUAAUUUCAAAUUAUUUGUGUAAUUAUUCGCAGAGGUUAUCACUUUAAAAACAUAACAAAUUGUUUUAAUCAUUGUUACAAAUCUUAUCAUCAGCGACGUAAUUCUGUUGAGCUCUUGGCCCACUAUGAGAUUCAUUCUUGUAUUUGGCAUUUUUGGGAUGAUUAUUUAUAGACAAGUAUACAUAAGUAAUGUAUCGUCGAUAAAUAAAAUAUUUGAAACGCGUGUAUUUAGAUAUUAUAUAUCUAAAGUUUUAUCGUAAUAGUUGCAUUUUUAUUAUAAUUUUAAUAAAAUCCCAACUAAUAUUAUAAAUGUGAAUGUAAGUUUGUUUGUUACGCUUUCACGCCUGAACCACUGAACCGAUUUUGAUAAAUUUUAGUACAGAGAUAGACAAGAGCUUGGAAAAGGACAUAGGCUACCUUUUAUCACGAAUAAAAGCUUGGCGGGUGGAAGUUUGUAUGAAAGUUCGUCACUAUCGAAGAUAAUACCAUGAAACAUUGUAUUUAGGCAUUUGAUAAGAAGUAAAUAUAUAUUUGUUCUAACGUUUUUAAAUUUUACACCUGUGUGGGGUGAAAAGGGGGUUGAAAAUUCUAUAGUUGGUAGCUUUUAAAAAUGUAUUAACCACAGCAGUUUAAUUGUGUAUUAUUUGCAAAGUGAGUAUAUUAAAAAAUAAAAAAAUGCCUAAAGUAAAUAUUGUACGCGAACAAGUCGCGGGUAAAGGCUAGUAUAAAAUAAAAAUGUAACGAAUUACUCGCACUUCGUCACUAUUUCUCAUAAAAGAAUAUUAAAUACUUCACAUGUUAAUAAAAUACCUUUUUCUACACCCAUGCUUAAAAUCCUCUAUUAAAGAUUCUAAAACAGUUAGCUUAUUGCCAACAUUAAAACAUACAAUGUCCAAAAAGCAUUACAUCAUCCAAACGAGUGUUGUAAUGUAAUUCAGUACAACAUUACAACACUCGUUCGGAUGAUGUAAUGGUUACUAGGACUGGCUUUUUUAAUGUUAGAAUUAAGCUAACUGUUUCAGAAUCUUGUGUAGAUAAAGUCUUGUAUGUAACUGUUGAUAAUAAGGUAUUAAAACACUCAUGUGAUACUAUUAUCACAUGAACCCACAUUCGUGUUUUAAUACCCCUUAUUACACAACAGUUGCAUAAAUAACUAUUAUUUACUUACAUUGUGUAGUGUUAUAAGAAUUUGCAAAAAUUUAAUUUGAAGUGAUAAUUUUAAUAUUAUAAAUUGGUAUGUACUAUCGUAUGUUCAGAGUCUUUAUAAUAUUAUUGUAUGAAUUGUUUAUGUAGAAUGUUUCGUGUUUAAAUAGAAUUUGUAGUAGUUCUGAAUAUAUGGCUUUAAAA
Messenger RNA from Leptidea sinapis, 6789 nucleotides. It is a transcript of the gene Dap160, whose product is annotated as intersectin-2. NCBI's taxonomy places the organism in Eukaryota, Metazoa, Arthropoda, Insecta, Lepidoptera, Pieridae. The transcript is spliced from 28 exons. Gene Ontology annotation, cellular component: intracellular vesicle; clathrin-coated pit; plasma membrane. Gene Ontology annotation, biological process: clathrin-dependent synaptic vesicle endocytosis; endosomal transport. The record is from RefSeq and is a predicted model, not a curated record. Gene Ontology annotation, molecular function: molecular adaptor activity; protein binding; calcium ion binding. The coding region runs from base 5 to 3583 and encodes 1192 amino acids.